This is a messenger RNA of Protopterus annectens (West African lungfish), 2131 nucleotides long. RefSeq names its product solute carrier family 31 member 1 (gene SLC31A1). Gene Ontology annotation, molecular function: copper ion transmembrane transporter activity. The transcript is spliced from 6 exons. The coding region runs from base 556 to 1113 and encodes 185 amino acids. The record is from RefSeq and is a predicted model, not a curated record. Gene Ontology annotation, biological process: copper ion transmembrane transport. NCBI's taxonomy places the organism in Eukaryota, Metazoa, Chordata, Ceratodontiformes, Protopteridae. Gene Ontology annotation, cellular component: membrane.
GUUGAUUAUAUUACGUUCCAGUAAACGGCGCUCAAACCUAAAGCAUUGCCUAUUUUUUAUGUAAUAGACCUGCAUCACCUUUGAUAGUGACAUUGACAAAGAUCUAGCUGUCCUUAGGAUGCCAUGUGGCACAUAGGCGGUGCUAAUUUGCACGCGUGAACUUCCGGAACACCCUAUGUACUGUCCAUGUGUGCCAAUGGUUGCAUACCUCCUCCUGAAUAUGUGCGGUAAAACGGAUGUGAAAUAGGCGUGAUUUACAAGUUAGGCUGAAUGCGGUUUGAUUUGUUACGAGGAGGUUACACGUUUCCACAGAGACCACGGACUGUAGCUGCCGGCGUUUUGGAGGGGGAGACUGAGUGAGGUUGUAAGAAGUGACAGUCAGCAUGAACCUUCCGACAGCCAAAGUAUCACAUCUUUAACUGGAUUUCAAGAGGUGCACACCACAUGCUAAAUUCAGACCAAUCGUGAUAUCUACGAGGUUUAGUCUGAAUUAGUGAACUGAAGCUGUAAUCUCAGAUCUGAAGUCAAAUUCUGUCCGUCACUUUCCCACCAGCCAUGGACCAUGAUCAUGAUCACAGUAACCAUGGCAUGGCAGAUAUGACUGCUACGUCUUCUGGGGACCACCACCACCCAACCACACCACCUGACCAUAUGCAUGGUGGCAUGAUGAUGAUGACCUUCUAUUUUGGAUGCCAUAAUGUGGAGCUGCUGUUUUCCGGACUUGUUAUUAAUGGUGCAGGAGAAAUGGUUGGUGCCUGUAUAGCAGUUUUCCUUCUGGCAAUCUUCUAUGAAGGCCUGAAGAUUUCACGAGAGUAUCUUCUGCGGAAGUCGCAAGUCAGUGUUCGUUACAAUUCCAUGCCAGUGCCGGGGCCGGAUGGAACAGUGCUGAUGGAGACACACAAGACUGUUGGGCAACAAAUGUUGAGUCUUCCUCACCUGUUCCAGACAUUCCUUCAUGUCAUUCAAGUGGUUGUAAGUUACUUCCUGAUGCUGGUCUUCAUGACGUACAAUGGCUACCUCUGUAUUGCUGUGGCAGCUGGGGCUGGCAUUGGCUACUUCCUAUUUAGCUGGAAAAAGGCCAUUGUGGUGGACAUUACAGAACAUUGUCAUUGAUACUGACCUGCAGUUCCUUCCGCUGCUGUCAUACAUCGCCUUUUUCUCUCUCUAUCGCUAUUGCAGAUCUGCAGUGCACAGUGUAUGAAUUAGAAAAUGUGCCUUAUCAUUGGUCCAAUCUGAGACAAGCAGGCAAGAACAUGUGCGUUGUAGAUGGCAGAUAAAAUGAAGUGUAGAUUCAUAGAUAAAAAAAAUCUCUGUUCCUGUGUCCGCUUUUAUGUGGUGGUAAUUCCCAUUUCAGCAUUAUGUCCAUGAUUAAGGGAUAUAAUUGUCAUUUUACAGUGAAGUGAUGAAAUUACCUAUUUAUUAGAAUCACAGGUAUGUGGAAUGUGUGUCUUUUUGAAACACAAAAGCCAUCUUGUACAAGCAUUUGCUUUCAAUAAAAGUCAAACCUGUUUUUGGUAUAAUAUGCUUUAAACUCUCUGGCAGACCCAUUCCAGCAUCCUUACCUAUGGCCCUGUUCAUGGCUGAUUAGUGCCAUACCACCUCAUUUAUACAAUCACCCAAGCCAUGCAUUGCACAACAGAUCAUAACUGUGUUGCCUCAAGGACAGCGACUUCUCCUUACUGUGAAUGUGGCCUUAUUAGCUGUCACUGUGCUUUGUAAACUGGCUCAGCAUGGCAGUGACCUCAUGAGACAGGGAAAGGACUGGUUCGCUGUUGCAAGGCCACAGUGAGAAAGGCCGUAAGAUCCCAGACUUUAGCUUAUCUGCAGAUGAGGUGCAUAAGAUAAUCGUAAAAGAAAGGUGAAAGGCAAUCCUCCACAGCAGAAAAGUGUACCUGACACUUCAUGUGCUUGUGGUUAGUGACACAUUGAAAAUAAUCAGUUUUUUCAUUUUUGAAUUGUUGCUGAUGCUCAUUUUGCAGUUUGUUUUACUUUUGAGUGUAACUGGUUUAUAGUGCCGGAUAUACUCCAGUUGUUUCUCCAUCUGAGACCAUUGUUUUCAGUAAUGGGAAUCCUUUUUUAAUGUGCCAGUCAGUAAUAAACUUCCAGUUCCCACUUUUAUGCCAUCAUUUAA